Molecule: messenger RNA, 776 nt
Organism: Cantharellus anzutake
Lineage: Eukaryota; Fungi; Basidiomycota; Agaricomycetes; Cantharellales; Hydnaceae
Product: breast carcinoma amplified sequence 2
Exons: 4
Coding region: 72-704 (210 amino acids)
Biological process (GO): mRNA processing
Cellular component (GO): precatalytic spliceosome; catalytic step 2 spliceosome; Prp19 complex
Source: RefSeq, a predicted model, not a curated record
CGCUUGCCCUCUUAUUCAAAUUCGAGAAUAGACGCUGACUCCCCGCAAGCCCCAAUCCUUCUUACCCCGAAAUGACCGACUCGAUUCCCGAUUCGCUCCCUUACAUUGAUGUAGAUAUCGACAAUCCAGAGCUCAAAGCUAAGGUCGAUGCCGAAAUUGCGAGGGAAUUGAAGAGAGUGCCCAAAAACCCAGACGAUCACCGCAUACCACCGGAGAUCAAGCUUUUCGCUAAUAAUGCACUCCUAGCUGCGGAACUGGAACGAGUCUCGAAGAGGGAACCAUUGCAUGCUCUGGAUUCUGACAGAUAUAGUUUGUCCGCUCCGUCCAAACCAGAUGUAUCGGAAGACGAGUGGACUGAGGCACUAAAUAACGCUUACGCACAGCAGGAACAUCAAAGAUCGAGAUUGGAAACCCUCAGUCUAUUGCAAAACUAUGGCUCGAAUGCUUGGAGGCUCCAUAACUACAUGUUAGAAGCCGAUGCUAAAGCUAUUGAGGCUGAUCUCGAAAGAGCACGAGAAAGGGUUACGGAGAUUAAUCGAGAGAGAAAGAAUAGUCAGCUUCAAUUCGGAAAGACUCUUAACUCGUUAGAGAAUAGAUGGACAGAGCUAGUCUCUAAUGUCAUUCAAUUGGAACUGGCAAAUGCAUCGCUGGAGGUCCAAGUCGAGGAAUUGCGGCAACAAGAGCUUGCUUUUGAGGAAUCAUGAUGCAUUCACUGAGAACCUCUCACUGUAUCUUACGACGUGUAGUCGAAUAUUAUCCGGGUCAGAUGAUUGGUA